Ceraceosorus bombacis is the source of this 2883-nucleotide messenger RNA. The record is from the annotation of a GenBank genome assembly. NCBI's taxonomy places the organism in Eukaryota, Fungi, Basidiomycota, Exobasidiomycetes, Ceraceosorales, Ceraceosoraceae.
AUGUCCUGGCCUCAAAUGGAUGGAUUCACCACGGAUCCGCAGCACACGGUGCUCGGGUCCAGCGAGCAUUCCGCAGGCCAGCAACCUCAACAGCAAUACUCGCACGCUUUUGACCAGCCGAUACUUUCCCCAAGCGCAUUCACCAACACCUUCGGUCUCAGUACCGUGCCUUUUCCACAGAGCGCGCCUCAAUUCGCUCUGGGCCAGCAAGGCUCGCCAACCUUUGCGACACCUUCCUUCUACGAGCCAAGCUCUUCGAGGUCUGUUCAGCACAAUUACGUCCCUCAUUCUCCCGCUCAGACGCAGCCUUCGCCUCAAAUUGCUCCAGAACAUCGAGAGAUCGUGGUUGCAACAGCAGGCAACAAAGGCAUCGCCAUCGUUCCUCAAAGCAGCGAAUGGACCUCUACUAGGCCAAAGAGAGCCACAUCACCGCGAUCGCGCAACGCGGUUCGCAAUCUCACCCGCGGCUUUCCGACAUCGAUGAGCAACAUUGCACUGUCCACACCACCAGCCAACAGGCCGAGUCAUUUGCACUCGCCGUCUGGCGAGUACGGAAUGUCCUCGCCGACGCCGGCGCAUCCUUCCAUGAUGUCGCCCAGCGGCCCAGCUGCUCCGGGGGGUAGCUCUGCUGUGGGCCACGUUGGUCUUGAUUCAGCAGUUUCCGGCAGAGACAGCUCUAUGGGUGGCGCCUACACCCAUUCGACUGGUGCAGCAUCUUCUUUCCGCCCCUUGCGCCCCGCUGGUCUCCUUCAACGUCCUGUUGGUCCAGUCUACGUCCACCAAUACAACACAUUCACUGGAGAUGCCGGUACUCCAUGUGAGGUCAUCGUCAACGUCGAUGUGGCCUGGGCGCGCAACGUUGGACUGCUCGUGGGCGGCUCGCGGAUCGGAGAUGGCACCACCUCGAUAGGUACCAGCACUCCGGCUCAGACCCGACUGCUCCUGGUGUUUGGCUCUUGCGUCGUAGAAACACAAGCGACGCGCUUGAACACCAGUGAGGCGAUCUCAUCCCCGGCAUCCGCAAGGUCGGAAGAUCUAGAGAUUCACCUAUCGGGGUCUGCGCCAAGCUUUUAUGAUACACGUUGGAGUACAUCAAGAGUGACCUUGCACGUCCGAGCGCACAUCGAUAUCACGGAUCAAGCUUCGCCUUUGAGUGCAGCUGAUGCUCUCUGUGUCAGUGGCAUCGACGUCGCCGAUUUCAUCUAUCCGCCAUCGUCACCACGCGACACUUGGCGACGCGACGCGGAGCAUCGCGAUGAACCUACCGGGCUCAGACGUCCCGCAAGCUUCCCCGCAUUGGUUGGGUCUUUCGACCAUCAGGUCCCAUCGUCCAUCGGGAAAGCACCUUCGCAACGCUCAAUCAGUCAUCGGAACUUGAGUCGCAUGGGAGAGGUCGGGUUAGCACGCACAGGCGCUGCGCCGUUCGCUCCUCAACAUCGACCCACUCUGUCUUCCUCAUCGGCUGGACAACUGAGCGACGCAAGCACCUUCGAGAAUGGCGGCGUGAUGGGUAAGCACUUGCCGUAUUGUCCGCCGAAUUGGUCCAAUAACCCCCUUCGCCGCAAUAGUAUUCCCAUUGGUGGUGGCGUCAGUGAGCUCGCCGCAGACGCUGCCCACCACACGACCUCCGACCCGCCAUCUGUCAGCUCCGCCACCGAGCAUCUACCUUCGCUGAUUCGUACCCCUACACACGCCUCACCUCGCACAAAACUUCCCAGUCUAUCGCUUCGCGGUACCAGUACUUCGUCCGCUGCGCAAGCGUCAUCGCCAUCGAGAGGUCCUGACUCGUCUUCGUCAUCAGGCUCGCCACGUGGGGGACCGUCGCAGCUUCGCGCCAAUCUCGAGAUACAGAGUGAUCUCAACGGUCUAGCCAUUGGGUGGUCACAUGCUGAAUGGCAGACCGGACGCCGUCUGAUUCAAUUUUGGCGCCGUCAAGAGGGCACGACGAUCAUGACCUACUGCAAAGCGAUCCACCCGCACGAGUAUAAGUCGAGCUCGAUAGUGGUGUCCUGCAUCUUCCGCGCGGACAACAACAAGUGCUACAUUACGAGCGUCGACACCAUCUACCUCCUCGAAGCUUUGGUCGGUACCAAGUUCACCGUUGAAGAGAAGAACCGCAUUCGUCGGAACUUGGAGGGUUUCCGUCCUCAGACAAUCUCAAAGAGCACGCGCAACAAGGAAGAGAGCAUCGCCUUCUUCCAGCUCAUCAUGUCAUUCCCGAACCCCAAACCUCGUAAUAUUGAGAAGGAUGUCAAGGUAUUCGCUUGGGACCAGCUCGCCAACAUGUUGAAGAAGAUCAUAAGCAAGUACUCGGCGUGUAGCUCUCCCGUGCUGGAAGGCGGUGUCAUGAGUGCUCCGCAGAUGCAUGCUCGCAACGUCAGCAUCAGUAGCACCGGAAGCAUCAAGUCGAAUCCUACUCCACCUUCCACGAAGAUGGAAAUGGGGAGCACCGACAGCGGGCUUAGCAUGAUGCCACCCACGGGUCAACACCACUACCAAUCACCGGGAGUGGCGGGCCUAGGCGAUUAUCAGUCUCUAUGGACUGGUACCGCUCCGUCCCCUUCUCACCCUCAUUCGCAAUCCCACGGCUUAUUUCACGGUGCUCCGCGGGGAGGUUACACGAAUGACUACAUCACCUCACCCAUGAACUACAACAACCAGCCUCUCCAUGGCGGAUUCGGAGCCCACGUGGGCAGCGGUGGUCCACACUCGGAAUUUGUUGCUUCCAACGGACCCAGCCUCAUGGGUUUCCACCAACAACAGCACGAUCCGCACUCAGUCCAGAUCCCACCCAUAUCGUCCUUCUCUCCGAACAUGAACGUAGGGUCGCUCGGUAUGAGCUUUGGGCAGUCUCACGCUGCACACCACUCUCACCAGCAUUGA